AUGGUGGCUCUUUUGAUCGACGGCAAGGCAAUUGCCAAAACUAUCCGCGAUGAGAUUGCCCAGGAAAUAGGCAGCCUGAACGCUGAGAGCCAGCCCGCAACUUUUAAACCAAGUCUAGCGAUUUUCCAAGUUGGCAGUCGUCCAGACUCUUCGACUUAUGUGAGAAUGAAACGCAAGGCUGCAGAAGAAGCCGGAAUUCAUGUCGAAUUUGUCCAUCUGGAUGAGAACAUCGCCGAGGCCGAGCUUUUGGCUCACGUUCAAGAGAAGAACGUGGACAGCAACAUUCACGGCAUUUUGGUGCAACUGCCGCUACCAAAGCACAUCGAUGAGGAUAAAAUCACUUCUGCAGUGGAAGCUCGUAAAGACGUGGACGGUUUUGGCCCUCACAACAUCGGGGAACUCAACAAGAGAAACGGAAAGCCCUUUUUUCAUCCGUGUACCCCUCAAGGCAUUAUUGAGCUCCUGGAAAGGUCCAAUGUUGCUAUUUCUGGUGCUAAAGCCCUAGUGAUCGGAAGAUCUGACAUUGUGGGUGCUCCGGUGGCAGAACUUCUCAAAUCGAAAGACGCCACUGUCACAGUGGUCCAUUCGAAAUCUAAAGAUAUUUCCUCAUACGUGGCCACCGCUAAUAUUGUCGUUGUUGCUAUUGGUCAACCAGAGUUUGUAAAAGGUGAGUGGUUCAAGGGUAAUGACCAGUGUGUUGUUAUCGACGUCGGGACGAAUUAUGUGGACGAUUCUUCGAAGAAGAGCGGUUACAGAUGCGUCGGCGACGUUGAAUUUGACGCUACUCGCCAGUAUGUCAAAUUGCUUACUCCUGUCCCCGGUGGUGUCGGGCCCAUGACCGUAGCAAUGCUGAUGAAAAACGUUUUUAUUGCUGCAAAGCGCUUUCUUGGUACUGACGACACAGUAGCUUUCGAACCAUUGCCUUUGAGUUUACAGAAACCAGUUCCAUCCGAUUUCGAAAUUUCAAGAGCCCAAAAGCCAAAGGAAAUCACUCAAGUUGCAUCUGAGGCUGGCAUCUUGCCUACCGAACUGGAACCUUACGGGUCAACCAAAGCCAAAGUCAAGUUGGAUAUUCUUGACCGUUUGGCCUCAAGAAAAAAUGGUAAGUAUAUUUUGGUGGCGGGCAUCACACCGACGCCCUUGGGGGAAGGUAAGUCCACGACUACAGUUGGUUUGGCCCAAGCUCUUGGUGCUCAUUUAAAGAAAACCGUUUUUGCCAAUGUCCGUCAACCAUCAAUGGGUCCAACAUUUGGUAUAAAGGGAGGUGCUGCUGGUGGUGGUUAUUCUCAGGUUAUUCCUAUGGACGAGUUCAACUUGCAUGUCACUGGUGACAUUCACGCUAUUUCUAUGGCUAACAACCUGUUGGCAGCUGCAAUUGACACACGAAUGUUCCACGAACAAACUCAAAAGGAUGCUGCUCUUUACAAAAGACUAGUACCAAGUAAGCGUGGUGUUAGAAAAUUUUCUCCCACUAUGUUAAGGAGAUUGAAGAAACUUGGUAUUCACAAGGACGAUCCAAAUGAUUUGACGCCAGAGGAAAUCACAAACUUUGCCCGCUUGGACAUUGACCCGGAAACUAUUACUUGGAGAAGAGUCGUAGAUUGCAACGACAGAUUUUUGAGAGGCAUCACCAUUGGUGAGGCGCCAACAGAGCGUGGCUUCACCAGAAACACCGGUUUCGAUAUCUCCGUGGCUUCAGAAUGUAUGGCUGUCCUUGCCUUGGCCAAUUCAUUGUCCGAUAUGAGAGAACGGCUGGGCCGCAUCGUUAUUGGUGCCUCAAGGGCCGGUGUCCCCAUAACGUGUGAAGAUAUUGGUUGCGCCGGUGCAAUGACAGCUUUGCUGAAGGAUGCCAUUAAACCAAAUAUCAUGCAAACGUUGGAGGGCACCCCAGUGUUUGUGCAUGCUGGUCCAUUUGCUAACAUUUCGAUUGGCGCAAACUCCGCUAUAGCUGAUAAAAUUGCUUUAAAACUUGCAGGCGUCGAGCCUGGCGCUUCUGAGGAGAUCGCAAAGGAGAAACAAGGUUAUGUAGUUACCGAAGCCGGUUUCGAUUUCACAAUGGGCGGUGAACGUUUCUUGAAUAUCAAGUGUCGUUCAUCAGGUUUGGUUCCAGAUGCUGUAGUUAUCGUUGCUACUAUCCGGGCGUUGAAAGUUCAUGGUGGCGGUCCUGACGUGAAGGCAGGUGCUCCACUGCCCGCUGAAUACUUGAAUGAAAAUACCGAGCUUCUCAGAAAGGGAUGUGCCAACCUCGCCAAACACAUUUCCAAUGUAAGGGCCUACAAUCUUCCAGUGGUUAUUGCUAUCAACAGAAUGUCUUCAGACACUGACCGCGAACAUGAAAUUGUUAAGGAGGAGGCUUUGAAGGCAGGUGCCCUUGACGCUAUUGUUUCAAACCAUUGGGAGGAAGGUGGCAGAGGUGCGGUUACUCUUGCGGAAGGUGUCGUAAAGGCCUGUGAGCAACCAAAUGACGACUUCACAUUUCUUUACGAGACGGAGGGUUUAUCUGUGGAAAACAAAAUUGGGGCCAUCGCCAAGCAAAUGUAUGGCGCAGGCUCUGUAGAAUUCUCACCUGAAGCACAGAGGAAGAUCGAUUUGUACACCAAGCAAGGAUUUGGAAAUUUGCCAAUCUGUAUCGCGAAAACCCAAUAUUCGUUGUCUCACGACGCAAACUUAAAGGGGGUCCCUACUGGGUUCUCUUUCCCAAUCCGUGACGUCCGUGCGUCCGUCGGUGCUGGUUACUUGUACGCGCUAGCCGCCGAAAUUCAAACCAUCCCAGGGUUGCCAACCCACUGUGGAUUCAUGAACGUAGAAGUCAACGACAAUGGUGAAAUCGAAGGUAUGUUUUAA
Molecule: messenger RNA, 2844 nt
Organism: Lachancea dasiensis
Lineage: Eukaryota; Fungi; Ascomycota; Saccharomycetes; Saccharomycetales; Saccharomycetaceae
Source: the annotation of a GenBank genome assembly